AUGGUCUCCUCACUUUACGGCCACUCCGGAGGGUUCGGUCUCUCGGGUACCGCAGGGAACCGUACGAGACGUCGCAGGCCCGAGAUCAGCGAGGAACAGAAACAGGAGAUCAAGGAAGCGUUCGAUCUUUUCGAUACCAGUCGUAGUGGAUCGAUCGAUUACCACGAGCUCAAGGUGUGCAUGCGUGCACUUGGCUUUGACGUGAAGAAGGCCGAAGUGUUGGAGCUGAUGAGAGACUAUGAUCGACAACAAACGGGUUCGAUCCGUUAUGAUGAUUACUUGGAGAUCAUGACAAGCAAAUACGCCGAUAGGGACCCAACCGAAGAGAUGAUCAAGGCCUUCAAGCUCUUUGAUGAUGAUGGUACAGGUCGUAUUUCUCUGAAGAACCUCCGUCGGGUGGCGAGAGAACUGGGAGAAAACCUCUCGGAUGAUGAACUACAGGCGAUGAUUGACGAGUUCGAUACAGAUCAGGACGGUGAAAUUAACGAGGAGGAGUUCAUCGCUAUUAUGAAACAGACAUCACUUUAUUGA
Messenger RNA from Perkinsus marinus ATCC 50983, 531 nucleotides. Its product is annotated as Centrin-3, putative. NCBI's taxonomy places the organism in Eukaryota, Perkinsozoa, Perkinsida, Perkinsidae. The transcript has 7 exons. Gene Ontology annotation, molecular function: calcium ion binding; microtubule binding. The record is from RefSeq and is a predicted model, not a curated record. Gene Ontology annotation, cellular component: microtubule organizing center. Bases 1 to 531 code for a protein of 176 amino acids. Gene Ontology annotation, biological process: spindle pole body duplication.